Penicillium angulare is the source of this 1656-nucleotide messenger RNA. RefSeq lists its product as uncharacterized. Gene Ontology annotation, cellular component: membrane. Gene Ontology annotation, molecular function: transmembrane transporter activity. Gene Ontology annotation, biological process: transmembrane transport. Lineage: Eukaryota; Fungi; Ascomycota; Eurotiomycetes; Eurotiales; Aspergillaceae. The record is from RefSeq and is a predicted model, not a curated record. The coding region runs from base 1 to 1656 and encodes 551 amino acids. The transcript is spliced from 3 exons.
AUGGCCGAGAAUAAUACCGCCAAUACGGGCGCGGUCAACGAGCUUCGAAAUCGCCAUGACUCGAGAAUGGUCGAGAUUGUUGGACCGGAUGGCCAACACAAAAAGGUUGUCGCUGCUGAUAUGACAGAGGCAGAUAAUGAACUGGCCGUCAAGUUCGGCUACAAUCCGGUCUUCCAGCGCGAAUUCGGAUAUUUGGCAACAUUCUCAUUCGCUGUCAGUAUCAGUGGUGUGUUCUCAACAAUCAUGACUACCAUGUCAUACCCACUAGAAGCUGGUGGCAGCAGUGCUGUAGUCUGGUGUUGGGCUAUCUCUGGCGCUGGUUGUAUGUGUAUUGCGUGCUCUGUGGCUGAAUUGGUCUCUGCAUACCCAACUGCUGGUGGAUUAUAUUUUACGAUUUCUCGCAUGGCACCGAAUAAAUGGGUUCCCUCAAUCAGUUGGGUCACUGGCUGGCUUAACCUACUGGGCCAAGUGGCCGGUGUUGCAUCCUCCGAAUAUGGCGCUGCUCAAAUGCUUCUCGCUGCUGUGUCGAUGAGCCGUGAUUUCAAAUACACAAUAAGCACUGAUACCACCGUUGGCGUGAUGGCUGCAUUGACAGUUUCUACCGGGCUGGUAAACUCGCUGUCUACCUACUGGAUGGAGAAGAUGACCAAGUUCUACGUGAUCUUCCACACUGCUGUGAUAGUAGCCUGCGCCAUUGCUCUGCUUGUGUUGACGGAAGACAAGCAUGAUGCUGAAUAUGUGUUUACCAAUGUUGAGUCCUCCAGUGGAUGGAAACCUAUUGGAUUCAGCUGGCUGUUUGGUUUCCUGUCUGUCAGCUGGACUAUGACCGACUACGAUGCAACUGCUCAUAUUACAGAGGAAAUUAGCGAGCCUGAGAAGAAAGCUCCCUGGGCUAUCUCUACAGCUAUGCUUUUCACCUACGUCCUCGGAUUCCUGUUUAACAUCGUCCUUUGCUUCUGCAUGGGUGACCCUACAUCGAUUCUCAACUCCCCAAUGGAACAGCCAGUCGCUCAGAUCUUCUAUAACAGUCUUGGAAAGGGUGGUGGUAUGUUCUUCACCAUCGCAGCUCUGAUCAUCAUCAAGUUUGUUACCUUCACUGCGAUGCAGUCUCUUGGUCGAACUGUCUUUGCCUUUGGUCGUGAUCGUCUGCUACCCUUCUCCAAUGUCUGGACCAAGGUUUCCCCUUGGACAGGGACACCGCUGUAUGCUGUGUGGAUUUCUGUGUUCUUUUGCAUCGCAAUCAACUUGAUUGGUUUGGGAUCUUACACUGCCAUCGACGGUAUUUUCACCCUUUGCUCUAUUGCUCUAGACUGGAGUUACUGCAUUCCUAUCCUUUGCAGACUUUUCUUCGGCAACUUUCAGCCCGGCCCCUGGCAUAUGGGACCGCUGGGUCCCUAUGUCAAUGCCUGGGCAUGCUUGUGGACACUAUUCGUCAGCAUCAUCUUUGUUCUGCCCACUGAUAUGCCCGUGAAGCCGGAUAACAUGAACUACUCCUCUGUUUAUGUUGCUGCCGUCUUGCUUUUUGCAUUGAUCUACUGGGUUAUCCGUGGUAAAGCAGUCUACACAGGCCCAGUCACCGAGGCCAUCGCCGAUGAUCUUUCUGAAUCGGAAGUUAUCGACAACGACAAAAAGAAGGACAACGGUCCGACCGUCUAA